UGGAUGGCUGUGGGGAAAAAAACAGGGUUCAGGUCAAGCAAAAUGUCUGGAAUAACCACUGUACUGAAUUCGUUGGAAAAGGAAAUAAGCAUUUUUAUUUUGACAGCAGAAUGUAAGCAUGAGUGAACAAUUUUUUUUGGUAGAUGGUUGUGUUGACUUUGGACUUGAUAAAACACAGUGGACCAACACCAGCAGAUGACAUUGCACUCCAAAUCAUCAUUAGCUGUGGAGACUUCACACUAAACAUCAAGCACCUUGGAUUUUGUGCCUCCUAACUUUUCAUCUAGACUCUGGGACCUUUAUUUCCACAUGAAAUCUAAUAUUUACUUUCAUCUUGAAAAAGGAGUUUGGACAAAGCAAAAACCAAACAGUGGUCCAGUUUUUUUUUCUCCAUAGCCCGGGUAAGAUGCUUCUGAUCUUGUCUCUGUUUGAGGAGUGGCAUGAUACUAGGAAAGCAACAGCUGUAAAUCCAGUUUCCUGAAGACCUCUUUUGCGAGGUGGUUCUUGAUGUACUUACUCCAGCCUCACUCCACUACUUUGAAGCUCUCCAAAGUUCUUGAAUAGGCUUUUCUUGACAAUCUUUUUAUGGCUGCGGUCAUCCCUGUUGCGUGUGCACCUUUUCCUACCCCACUUUUCCCUUCCAGUCAGCUUUCCAAGAAUUUACUUUGAUGCAGCACUUUCAGCGAUGACCUGUGGUUUAUUCACUUUGUGGAGGGUGUUAAUGAUGAUGAUUAUUAUUUUCUGGACAACUGAAUCUGGUGUUCCCCAUGAUUGUGGGUAAAUGUACUGAACUAGACCAAGAGAAAACCACAUUUAGCCCAGCACCAACCUCUAAAUAUGAUUGGAUUGGACCACCAGACAGACUGUCAAACCUGCGGCCAAUCAUAUACCACAUCCCUGAGAACGAGACACAGUUGGAGAGAAAACUGAGACAUCUGAGGCAGGAAACGGAGGACUGGAACCAUGAGUUCUGGACGAUACAGAAUGUCACCUUUAGCAAAGAGAAAGAGGAAUACAUACAGGCACAGCUGAAGGCUAAAGGACUAACGGAAAGAGACGAGAAUGGAAGAAAAAGGAAUUUAACUAGUGAGGAAAUGGCAGCCUUCUACAAAUACUUCUUAGACAAGAACUGUAUAAAACAUGCAGCCUAUAACAAAGAUUGGUACAGACGGAACUUCACCAUUACAAUGCUGAUGGCCAGAGUAACUCUGCAUAAUUUCUGGAGGACAGUAACUGGGCAAGUGAGAAGUAAAGGCAAACCCACAACAAUGUCCAAAUAAAGUCUUUGUCAAUCA
Molecule: messenger RNA, 1295 nt
Organism: Clarias gariepinus (North African catfish)
Lineage: Eukaryota; Metazoa; Chordata; Actinopteri; Siluriformes; Clariidae
Product: cytochrome c oxidase assembly factor 8
Exons: 5
Coding region: 768-1280 (170 amino acids)
Biological process (GO): intrinsic apoptotic signaling pathway
Cellular component (GO): mitochondrion
Source: RefSeq, a predicted model, not a curated record